Messenger RNA from Fomitiporia mediterranea MF3/22, 1728 nucleotides. RefSeq lists its product as uncharacterized. Gene Ontology annotation, biological process: protein N-linked glycosylation; nucleoside diphosphate catabolic process. The record is from RefSeq and is a predicted model, not a curated record. Gene Ontology annotation, cellular component: Golgi apparatus; membrane. Gene Ontology annotation, molecular function: GDP phosphatase activity; UDP phosphatase activity. The transcript is spliced from 3 exons. NCBI's taxonomy places the organism in Eukaryota, Fungi, Basidiomycota, Agaricomycetes, Hymenochaetales, Hymenochaetaceae. Bases 1 to 1728 code for a protein of 575 amino acids.
AUGAGCAGCAUCCUCCCUAGAGUAUCCACCAAUAGCGGAUACAAACGCGUCGACGUGGACGAUAGACCGAAAAGAGUCCGGUUCGGCUGGAAGAAGUUUGCGAUCGUUUCGUGUAUCGUAAUUGGGCUGGUAUGGGCUUUUGGACCGAGGGAGAGGAGAGAGUCGAUUGUUGAUACCAUUAAGUCUCCGACAUGGGGGCGACCAACUCGACCUCCUCCUCCAAACGAUGACAAAACCGUCGGAACACCUGAAGACCUCUACGACCACAAGCCAGUUUCUUCCUCCCGUCCGACCUCAACUCCCCACUCUCCAGCCGAAGAUCCAGAUCCGUUGAAAACCGUCUACUGCAAACGCCCAUACGACCCCGACGCCAAGCUCGUCCAAUACGCACUCAUGAUCGAUGCAGGUUCAACAGGUUCACGUAUCCAUAUUUAUAAAUUCAACAACUGCGGACCUUCACCAGCAUAUGAAUACGAGGUAUUCAAAAUGACUAAACCAGGACUGAGCUCGUACAAAGGUGACCCACUCGGUGCAGCGGAGAGUUUGGAUAUUUUAUUGGACGAAGCUGUUGCUGUCGUACCCAAAUCUUUGCAGAGCUGUACACCUGUUGCUGUUAAAGCUACUGCUGGGUUACGUCUUCUCGGUGCUGAUGAGAGUAACGAAAUUCUCGCGAGUGUGCGCCACCGAUUAGAAGAAAAGUAUCCGUUUGCUGUGGUGGAGAAGGACGGCGUGGUGAUUAUGGACGGAAGCGAUGAAGGCGUCUAUGCAUGGAUCACUGCCAAUUACCUCCUCAACACCAUCCGCGCCGACUCACCUGCCAACACUCAUUCAUACGCCGUUCUCGAUCUCGGUGGAGGUUCAACGCAAAUCGUGUUCGAACCGGACUUUGAAGAUGCUACACACUUCGUUGAUGGGGAACAUAAAUACGAGUUAACGUUCGGUGGAAAGAAGCAUAUCUUAUAUCAGCAUUCGUACCUUGGAUAUGGAUUGAUGAGCGCAAGGAAGAGCAUACACCGUCUUGUAGAGUUCAUGUCUACGUUCAACAAGGAUCCUGGAGCAGAACAUCCAGAUCCAGAAGAGGAAAUUCCGAAUCCGUGUUUGUACAAGGGUUCGUCACGGAUUGUCGAACUGGAUGCAACGUCGAGUGGUGAGGAAAAGCGGAAUGUUACUAUGGCUGGUAAGGAUAUCGGUUCGUUUGAAGCUUGUAAUCGCGUGGUGGAGCUCGUCAUGGCCAAGGAUGCUAUCUGCCAAACAAAGCCAUGCUCCUUCAACGGCGUCUACCAACCCUCGAUCCUCGAAACCUUCGCAAAAGGCAACGUCCUCCUCCUAUCCUACUUCUACGACCGUCUCGCUCCCUUCUUCCCCCCGUCAACACUUCCAGAACAACUACAAGAACAACUAACAGUAAACACCAUCGCCUCACUCGCUCGUGACGUCUGCCAAGGCCCAGCAGGGUGGUCAAAAACAACCUGGGGCUCAUCCUUCGUCCCUCCUUCUUCCUCUUCCUCUUCCUCUUCGUCAGAGAAAAGUGAACUACAAGAAGAAUUGGAAGGUCGACCGGAAUGGUGUUUGGAUCUGACUUUCAUGCAUGCGUUGUUGAGGUUGGGGUAUGAGUUCCCUGCUGAGAGAGGUGUGAGAGUUGAGAAGAAGAUUGAGGAUACGGAGUUGGGGUGGUGUCUUGGAGCGACGAUUGCGAUUGUUGGUGGGGAGUUGACGUGUCGGGUUUGA